GUGGAGUACAGUUCUUGGAAAUGAAGCUACCAGUACGCAUGUUACGGUCUACUGUUUCCACUGCCAUUGGAAUCUUAACCAUCUUAAAAGACGCAGAUUUUAAGAUUUUAAAAAGCUGUUAAAACAGUGGUGGAAGUGUGUGCACAUUCUUGCCCUGUCUUUGAGUUUUUUGAUUUUGUGGCCAUGUCUGCGGUGAUUCUCCUUUUUAUGGUAUACAUUACAACUCUGCCAUCAGCUGGCUUGACAGAGGAUGAAUGUCCCUUGGAUUUGUUGGAGCUGAAAGAGAGCAUUCAGAAACUUCAUUAUGAGCUCUUAAUCGGGGACUGGAAACUGAUUUACCUGCGUACACACCGCCGCUUCAGACCGGAACCAGAGUAUAAACAGGACAACACAACCUUACCAAGUCUGCCAAACACAGGAGGAAACCUGCUGGUUUAUGACAAAGAUUGCUCUGAGCUAUUUGACAGGCUCAGACCUGAAAGUGGGUUCUACAGGAUUAGACCAGAUGCAACUCUCGAGCCUUUUCUUGUGUACUGUGAUAUGGAAGAUGGAGGAGGCUGGACUGUGUUACAGAAACGUCGCAACGGUAAAGUGGAUUUUAACAGAGGCUGGCAGGACUAUAAGAAUGGGUUUGGUCAUUUCCAAUCAAGCAAAGAUGAGUUCUGGCUGGGCAAUGAUCACAUUCACUCUUUGCUUCACAGAGGUAAAAAAGUAAUGAAAAUUGAUCUGAUGGACUGGAGUGGAGAAAAAUCAUAUGCGAUAUAUGAAAACUUCAGAGUGGCAAAUGAAAAGGAUAAAUACAGGCUGUACUUUGGCAUGUACAGUGGCCGUGCUGGAGAUGCCCUGUCAGGUGGGAGCAAUAUGGUGGAGCAGUGGUCUGCCUCCCACAGUGGCAUGCAGUUUAGUACCAGAGACCAGGAUAAUGAUCGGUACCUGCAAGGAAACUGUGCUAUAGAGAACAAGGGCGGCUGGUGGUAUAACAGGUGCCAUGCUGCCAACUUGAAUGGGAAGUUUUAUAGAGGAGGGAAGUACACAGCGAAAUACGACAAUGGGGUGGUGUGGAGCACCUGGCGAGGAUUUUGGUACUCCCUCAGACACGUAAGCAUGAAGGUGCGGCCUACAGCUUUUAUGGACAGUCUCGGGAGUGGAGCGGGACCAGACAGCUAAAACAUGACACUUUUUAAUGUUCCUGCUCUAUGUUAUCAUAUGCGAAUUUAGCCGCACUAUUAUGCAAUCCAAACAUGCAACAAAAGUACAGAAUAUUCUGAUUAUAACCUAGAAUUUACAUGCAUGUGGAUUAAAGAUAUAAAAUAUUAUUUCUUUGCUUUCUGAAAUGCAGAAUAAUAUAGUAAGCAUGCAUCAAGUGCAGCUUGUUGAAAUGUCAUUUAUGAGAAGUGUAUAUUUUCAAAUGUAGUUUUCCUUAUAAGGACCAGCCAUCCCUAUCUCUAUCCUUGUAAUGAACCCUCUACAUUCUAAUACUGUACUUUCAAUUGCUAAAAAAUAUACAGUAUUUGGGAUCUGCAUUUAUCUGAAGUAUAGGCAUAAAUGUAACAAAGAUUGA
Messenger RNA from Clarias gariepinus (North African catfish), 1561 nucleotides. It is a transcript of the gene fgl1b, whose product is annotated as fibrinogen like 1B. Gene Ontology annotation, biological process: blood coagulation. The transcript has 7 exons. The coding region runs from base 184 to 1167 and encodes 327 amino acids. The record is from RefSeq and is a predicted model, not a curated record. Lineage: Eukaryota; Metazoa; Chordata; Actinopteri; Siluriformes; Clariidae.